Messenger RNA from Mesocricetus auratus (golden hamster), 1573 nucleotides. It is a transcript of the gene Spata17, whose product is annotated as spermatogenesis associated 17. Gene Ontology annotation, biological process: establishment of meiotic spindle localization; mitotic cell cycle; spindle organization. Gene Ontology annotation, molecular function: protein binding. The record is from RefSeq and is a predicted model, not a curated record. Gene Ontology annotation, cellular component: spindle pole. NCBI's taxonomy places the organism in Eukaryota, Metazoa, Chordata, Mammalia, Rodentia, Cricetidae.
CCGUUCCCAGUCAGCGCCUCUAGGAAAAGUCCGGGAGGGGAAGGGAGCGAGUGGGCUGAAUCGGUCCUCACAUUUAAAAGAAAAAAAAAAAAGAUCCGAAUUCUAGGUCCAGUUACCUGGAACUUCGACAGAGAGAAAGGGAAAGGGAGUGAGUCGGAAGUGCCCUUGGUUCAGCCCAGUUGCCAUGGAGACCCCUAGUAACAACCCUGGUACCCUAGGCCUGGAGGCCAUGGCUACUUUAGCCAAGCUUCAGGCACGGUCGUCGUUCCUAGAAACUCAGUACUACUUUAGGAACCGAGCCGUUGACGCAUUUCGGAAGAAAGAGAAUGAUGCAGCUGUGAAAAUCCAGAGCUGGUUCCGUGGCUGCCAAGUCCGGGCACACAUCAGGCACUUGAACAGGGUAGUGACAAUUAUGCAAAAAUGGUGGAGAAGUUACUUAGGCAGAAAACAGUACCAACUUAUUGUUGAGGCAGCGUAUUAUAAUAUGAAGAUGAAUCUCUACAAUGAAAUGGCUGUCAGGAUUCAGAGACGAUGGCGUGGUUUUAGGAUCCGGAAAUACUGCUUUAAUUAUUAUUAUUUGAAGGAAUACUUGAAAGCUGUUUCAGAAACCAAUGAUGCAAUUAGGGAGGCUCUGGAGGAGUUCGCAGAGAUGAGAGACAGAGAAGAGAGGAAGGCGCGCCUGGAACAGGAAGAGAAGCACAGAGGGCAGCAAGCCCGCAAGAUGCAUUACCUGCUCAGCACAAACCAGACUCCAGGUAUAUACAACUCACCUUUCCGAAACCAGCCUGACCCAUGGGAGCUGCGGUUACAGAAGGCAAAGCCUUUAGGGCACAAACCAGCCACAGCCGCAAGGACCAAGUCCUACCAUAGCUUGAGCAGCUGGCUCGAAUGCACCAGUGCCCGCUCCUUCCCUCACUCGGCAAGUCUGCCACCUAUCAACAGGAAGCGGUGUCAGGGGCCCUUCCGAGACAUUAAUGAAGUCCUGCAUCAGCGUUACAAGCCUUUGGAGCCAACCCUGAGGGUGUCAGAACCCAUCAACCACUUAGAGCUGGCCAGAGAGGCGCUUAAGCAAGAGGAGCGGAUGCUCAACGUGAACGACAAGAUAUUUUUGCCAUUUUCCUCCUACCAUAAAAAUGAGAAGUACAUCCCAAUGAUACACUCAUCAAGCAAGUACAAUGGGAACUCUUACGGACAGAAGCACUUCCGCAGUCAAGACCCUAAAAAGUGGAUCAGCAACAAGGAUUUUCAGACAGUUCUGCCAUCCUUCGACCUCUUCUCAAAGUAUGGAAAAUUAUAUUCGAAAGCUGGACAAAUUGUGUAAAGUGUGCUGCUUGGCCUUAGAGAACAGAAGAUGCAAUGUGGAGACGAGGUGAAGACGACGUGAGCACCAACUGAAGAUGCCACUGCCCAGAGGCCCGGGCUCUACCUACACGAUGACUACCUUGACUUGAGUCCCUUAACCUCGGCAUGCUCUCAGGAGCCUCCCCUCCCUGCCUGCCUCCCUUCCUCCCUCCCAACCUCCCUCCCUCCCUCCCGACCUCUCUCCUUCCCUCCCUCUCUCCCAACCUCUCUC